AAAACAGUCUCGGGGUUAAGGCUUUAGUGAUUUAAUCCAGAGGAAAAUGACUUAUUUUAAAAAGCGGUGAAAAACACCGCAUUCCUUUGGCACAGGAUGAAGACCAGCUCAGCUCUUCAGCGUUGAUCUUUGUCUAUUGUUCUCCAAACAGUAAACCACUAUUUCACACCGAUUGUCGGAGGCUGUUAUAUUUCAAGUCCCCAGCUCCUCAUGAAUAUGAAGUGAAGGGCUCUGACCCAGAAACUGGUUCUAAGCAGGGCACAAUGCGGUCUCGGAAGUGUGGAUACUGUCUGAGUAGUCUACUGAUUCCGCUUGCACUUUGGAGUAUCAUUGUGAAUAUAUUAUUGUAUUUCCCAAAUGGGCAAACUUCCUAUGCAUCCAGCAAUAAACUCGCCAACUACGUGUGGUAUUUCGAAGGAAUCUGUUUCUCAGGUGUCAUGAUGCUUGUAGUAGCAGCAGUCCUUCUUGUCCUGGAGAAUGACAGCAAGUAUACAUGUUGUCAGAGUGAAAACUGCAGCAAAAAAUACACGACACUGCUGUCAAUGAUCUUUUCUGCCCUCGGAAUUGCUUUUUCGGGAUACUGCCUGGUCAUCUCUGCCUUGGGUCUUGUCCAGGGCCCAUACUGCCGUACUCUCAAUGGCUGGGAGUAUGCCUUUGAAGACACUGCAGGACGUUUCCUUAUAGAUUCCAGUAUGUGGGUUUGGUGCCUGGAGCCUGUACAUGGAGUGGAGUGGAACAUCAUUUUAUUUUCCAUUCUCGUAACCCUCAGUGGGCUUCAAGUGAUCAUCUGCUUCAUCAGAUUGGUCAUUCAGUUAUCCAGGAUAUUGUGUGCAAGUUACUCAGUCAUCAUCCAGCCUGGAAUCAUUUGAAAAAAGACAAAAAUGUUUUUUCCAUUAUCAAGAUAUAUCUGUUUAAGUCUAUGUCCACUGUAUAGAUUUGAGGGCAAGAUUCUCCAUUUGUGUUUAUUGUGCUCAUCUGUGAAAUUUGCAGUCCUCAUUCAACAUGCAAUUAGAAUGUUUUUUCUAAGCAACAUGUGUCAGGAACUCUAGAAAUGCUUAUUCCCUUUGAUCAAACAAAUCUAUUUCCAAGAAUCUAUAGUAGAGAAAUUAAUAAGAAUGCAAGAUAAAACUAUGUAAAAAUGUAUAUUGUAACACUGUUUUAUGUUCUCAAAAAUUAGGAAUAUCCCAAAAGUCUAACUUUAGAGGAAAGAUUAAAUAAAAAGUGGUACAUUCUGCAAAUGUUUUCUUAUGUUAAAAAGAUAAAAAUAAAAAUAAAGAGUGGUAAAUUGACUAUAAAACUAUAUAGUAGCUCUAACUGGUGUUUUAAAGAUUAUGAAUAAUGCUACAUGAAAAAGCAAGUUACAAAUUUACAGUGUAACUAAAACAAACAAAACACCAAAUAAUCAAAAUCUAGGCUCAAAACUAAAUCUAGAAGGAAACACACCAAAAUGCCAACUGUGGUUGUUUUGGGUCAUGGAAAACCCUUCUUUUUACUUCCUAUUUUCCUUUAUGGAAUGUGUUUUAAACUCAUAUUUUACUAUUAAAAAUGUUCUCUUUUUAAAGGCAUACAUUCUUUCCCCAUGUUUCCCAGUGUUAUCUGCAAACAUUAUGGGAAUGACCCUGUAAUCAAUAAUCAGUGAGGAAGGUAGUAAUACAGAUACUCCAAAAAGAGUUUUACAGAAACUUACACAAUCUAACUAAACUCUUGGUCUUAUUUCCUCACUCCUGGUGGUAAGUGUGGAGGGCUAGACGGGGUAGCUUCAAGAUAAGUGAGCAGCUGGGGACAUAGUCAAUGGACUAAAGAAAAUGACCAUUGUACCUGUGUCAUGGGCAGUUACCAGAACCUGGGUUUAUUAAAAAGAAAGAUUAAAAAGUAGAACAUUUACAGACUUCUCACUACACAUGCCAUGGCUUCCUUGGGGACAACAGCCAUAUCUUCAAAUUUUCCCAAUGUCCAUAGGGUCUGGCGUAUGGUGGACCCAGUAGGUCCUCAAUCUUGAACACUCUUGCCAGACCUUCGGCCCUGUGUGGUUGCUUUGCUGUGGCUCUACCACAUGUCCACUGGGCCUCAACACUUCUGCCACUUCUCCAUUGCUCUACCACAUGGGCAACAUCAACAGUGUUCUGUCAACACCUACUUCGUGCCAAAGUCAGAGAGUGGGUUGGGGGAAAGUGAAACCACAUUUGUAAGUAACCAUCUUAAAAUAACGAUGUGUAGACAUGUCCACACCUUCAGAUAUAUCCAUAUAUGAUUGGGAAAAUAUUUAAAAGUUAAUAGUCAAUAAUUAUCAUCUGAUGAUUGGAUUAUGAAUUAGAUUUCUUUUCUUUACUCUGCUCAAUCAUUUCAAAACUGCCUUUGAAAAUGUGUUCCAUAUGUGACACUUUAGACUCCUCACCCAAAAGAAGGACAUUUUCUGACUGUACUAAAUAAAGCACAUGCAAAUCUCAAAAGUAAAAUAAAAGUGUUUCAUACUUGAAUUAUUAGAAAA
This is a messenger RNA of Carlito syrichta (Philippine tarsier), 2488 nucleotides long. RefSeq names its product transmembrane 4 L six family member 18 (gene TM4SF18). The coding region runs from base 264 to 869 and encodes 201 amino acids. Gene Ontology annotation, cellular component: membrane. Lineage: Eukaryota; Metazoa; Chordata; Mammalia; Primates; Tarsiidae. The transcript is spliced from 6 exons. The record is from RefSeq and is a predicted model, not a curated record.